Messenger RNA from Sinocyclocheilus grahami, 1539 nucleotides. Its product is annotated as transcription factor HES-7-like. The transcript has 5 exons. Bases 289 to 1269 code for a protein of 326 amino acids. Gene Ontology annotation, biological process: regulation of DNA-templated transcription. Gene Ontology annotation, molecular function: protein dimerization activity; DNA binding. Lineage: Eukaryota; Metazoa; Chordata; Actinopteri; Cypriniformes; Cyprinidae. The record is from RefSeq and is a predicted model, not a curated record.
AACACGUGCUCACACCAUGCUGAAAGCGUGGCUAAUUCACACCUCUGUGCAACAGGCGUUCAGGUGCCGAGAGUUUCCACGUGCCCGUUUGCUCUGUUGUUCAGUAAUGGUCCAGCAGGGUAACUGAGGGGGGAAGCGACCACGCGUCAUUGACACCUCAUCACCAAUGACAAGCCAGCAUCCCCAAUAAAGGCAAGAGUUUGCGAGGCCCUCCACCACAGUAGCAUCAUUUCCUCGAGAAACACAGACCAACGGGAAUAUACGUUUUUUCAUACUCCUCGACAGAUCAUGGUUACUCCAAAAAUGGCAAGUCGACGACCAGCGAAAAGAAUCUUGAAACCCGUAAUAGAGAAGAAACGGAGAGACCGGAUUAACCAGCGUUUAGAUGAGCUGCGAACGCUCCUCCUGGACAACACUCUAGACUCGCGACUUCAAAACCCCAAACUGGAGAAGGCUGAAAUUCUGGAAUUAACUGUUGAAUACAUUCGGACGAAAGCCACAGCUGCGAGAGGUCGUCUAGGCGACUCUAACAAAGACUCGGACCCUCAUGAUGCUAACGCUCCGACUCUGCUCUCAACGAGACCCCACGUACCCUUCGCUUCAGUCCCCGAGUCUAUCAGUGUCCAGAAGCAGAUGCCCUCCAAUCCUAUCUACAAAGCUGGUUUUAAGGAGUGUGUCUCCCGCCUGGCCAGCUUCAUCGAAUGUGUAGAGCCUUCCCAGCGAGACGGCUUCGUUCAAGGCCUGUGUCACCACCUUGACUCCUACAGCAGUACUCUUUCCCAGUGUAGAGUUUCCAGCCAAGCUGCCCACCACCCGUGGAUCCCAAAUGCAGAGUUGACAUGCAGGACGGACGUCCCUGUGAUAGGACCCAUGAGAGCCAACGCUGAGCCAUUUUCCUACACCAAUAGUUUGUAUCCUCAAUCUUUUAUGCUCCAUCCCACAGGACAGGCCAUGCCACAUCCCUACCUCUCCCCUCCAUACUCCCUCUCUCCUCCACCCUCUCCUUGUUACUCAAGCAGCUCUCCCACAUACCUCUCUGUCCCCUGCCAUUUCCCUUUCCCUCCCACCAUCUCUCCACUCUCCAGUGACUCUUCCUCGUCAUCUUUCAGUCUCUCAACCCCUGCCGUGCCUAUAGUCCCAGGACCUCAUGUUCAGGUGGGCUCCCCCACUCGAGUGCGACCCACUGGCUCGACUCCCUCUUGCCAACCCCGGGCUCUGAGACGAGCUCUGUUCCACAGCCAGCCACAGUCUGUGUGGAGGCCCUGGUGAGCAAAACCCAAAACACUUCGAGCAACAUCUUCCCAUCAGAUCUCCCUUCAGGCAUUGAGGAGGCUUGUGGGCUUCACAUGGAAAAGAAAUGGAAGCGAGGGUCCUGUGCAUGAGUACAAGUGAAGGCGAGUGAGAAACAUUAGGAGCUCUGUGAUAAUCAUACGUGACUCGGUUGUUAUUAUUGCUCAUGUAUGUGUUUGCAGUUUUUGCUUCAACUCAAAUCCCGCUAUCACAUUUUUUCUUUGCAGAACCAUUCUACUUUCAUAUCUG